Coregonus clupeaformis (lake whitefish) is the source of this 2621-nucleotide messenger RNA. RefSeq names its product potassium/sodium hyperpolarization-activated cyclic nucleotide-gated channel 2-like. Gene Ontology annotation, cellular component: membrane. Lineage: Eukaryota; Metazoa; Chordata; Actinopteri; Salmoniformes; Salmonidae. Gene Ontology annotation, molecular function: voltage-gated potassium channel activity. Bases 276 to 2201 code for a protein of 641 amino acids. Gene Ontology annotation, biological process: potassium ion transport; transmembrane transport. The record is from RefSeq and is a predicted model, not a curated record. The transcript is spliced from 9 exons.
GUUGUCCCUGUCAUUUGUUGCUCCUGCAGCAACAGGUAAGCGGUGCAAUCCGACACGUGCACCUUCGAGACUCGCGCGUCUCCGUCGGGAGAGGGACAUUCGGUAGUAGCAGGAUGAGAGAGAGGUGACAGGAACAAUCCGAUUACAUUGACACCCUUAUCUGUGCAGGCUAUUUAUGUGCAUACGAACAGUGCUUAGGAGCAAGACGCACUUAGAAGAACCGUCGCAUGCACUGAACAAGGGGGGCUGAUGAAGGUAACCUACAUGGUGUAAAGAUGGAUACUAGUCCUACUAGAAGUAUUGAUGGACAGACAGGUGUGGAGGAGAGCCCUGCCCACAAUGGGGAGUCCAGGCACCGAGGCAGCACCAUGGGCAGCUUCUGCGCCUUUGCCACAUGGCGCUCAUCCUCCCAGUCCUCCCAAAAGGAAGAUCUAGGGAGCAACGUCAGUAAGAGACUUCAUUCCAUUGUCAACUCCAAAUACAAUGACCAUCACAGCACCACAGCAGAUCCCAAGGGCCAACUGUGGGUGUCAGCGGAACCUGACACAACCACCACCACCACCAAUACCGCCACUACCACCUUCUCCAAAGGAGCAGAAGUCAUUACUGCCCCUCCGGCCUCAGAGACAGAGGAGAAUGACCAUGUGGACCAGUCCACCUACUUUCAGAGGCAGUUUGGGGCGCUGCUGCAGCCAGGGGUCAACAAGUUCUCCCUGCGCAUGUUUGGUAGUCACAAGGGCGUAGCGGCGGAGCAGGCCAGGGUCAAAUCCUUUGGAGUGUGGAUCAUCCACCCCUACAGUGACUUCAGGUUCUAUUGGGACAUUGUGAUGCUACUCCUGAUGAUGUGCAACCUGGUCAUCCUCCCCUGGGGCAUCACCUUCUUCGAAGACCAGAAAACUUUGCCCUGGAUCUCCUUCAACGUCAUCUCUGACACCUGCUUUCUGGUCGACCUGGUCCUCAACUUCCGCACAGGCAUCCUAGAGGGAGACGACCAGAUCAUCCUGGAUCCCAAGGUGAUCCGUAUGCACUACCUGAAGACUUGGUUUGUGGUGGACUUCAUCUCCUCCAUCCCCAUGGACUACAUCUUCCUGAUAGUGGACCUGGAGGCCCAGAUGGAGGCUUCGGACGUGUUCCGCACGGCCCGCGCCCUCCGUAUCGUCCGCUUCACCAAGAUCCUCAGCCUGCUGCGCCUCCUGAGACUGUCCCGCUUCAUCCGCUACAUCCAUCAGUGGGAGGAGAUCUUCCACAUGACCUAUGACCUGGCCAGUGCUGUUGUGCGUAUAGUGAACCUGAUUGGUAUGAUGCUACUGCUGUGCCACUGGGACGGCUGCAUGCAGUUCAUGGUGCCCAUGCUGCAGGACUUCCCACCAGAGUGCUGGGUCACCAAGAACAACAUGGUGAAUUCCACAUGGCAUAUACAGUACUCAUAUGCCCUGUUCAUGGCGAUGAGUCACAUGCUAUGUAUAGGAUAUGGUGCCCAGGCUCCCGAGGGCAUGACGGACGUAUGGCUGACCAUCAUGAGUAUGAUCGUGGGUGCCACCUGCUAUGCCAUGUUUCUGGGCCAUGCCGCCAACCUGGUUCAGUCCAUAGACGCCUCCCGACGACAGUAUCAGGAUAAGUAUAAGCAGGUGGAGCAGUACAUGUCGUUCCAUAAGCUGCCGGCGGACGUGAGGCAGAGGAUCCAUGAGUACUAUGAGAUUCGCUUCCAGGGCAAGAUGUUUGACGAAGACAGUAUUCUGGGAGAACUCAGCGACCCGCUCAAGGAGGAAAUUGUGAGCUUCAACUGCCGCGGGUUGGUAGCCAACAUGCCGCUGUUUGCCAAUACAGACCCUCAUUUUGUAACAGUGAUUCUGACCAAGCUGCGCUUUGAGGUCUUUCAACCUAAUGAUUUCAUCAUACGGGAGGGCACACUGGGGCGGAAGAUGUACUUUGUCCAACACGGCUGCGUCACCGUGCUCCCCCGCGGAAAAAAGGAGAUACAGCUUAGCGAUGGAGCCUACUUUGGGGAGAUCUGCCUGCUGACCCGUGGACGUCGGACGGCGAGCGUGAGGGCUGAUACGUACUGCCGCCUCUACUCCCUGAGCGUGGACAGCUUCAACGAGGUCCUGGAGGAGCACCCGCUGAUGAGGAGGGCCUUUGAGAGCGUGGCUGUGGACCGCCUGGACCGGGUACAGGGGCGAGAACCCCUCAUGACUGACUGACACUUAUGGGAACAUAGAGGAGAGCACAGUGUAAACCUCUGUGACAAGAUGGACGGCAUUCAACUGAUAAAGAUCAGACAGUCAAUGGACAAUGGACAUGUUGCGGUUGUUUUUAAUUUGGAAACCUACUUAUAGAAAGUUCUACUUCAAAUAUGUUUAUGAAGAAGCAUAUUACAAUGUAAACAAGUGAACAAACAUAUCAAUGAGCUUCCCUUUUUAACAGAUAAGAUAACAGUAAUAUAAACCAAAACAAAAUGGACACAUCAAAACCAACAGGAAAUUUUUUUAAAAAUAAAAAUAAAUAGUACCCCCCCCCUCCACUCUUCACACCCGGUCCUCCACAUACUGUGCAUAUGGAAAGUAUUCAGACCCCUUGACUUUUUCCACAUUUUGAGUAAAUUGUUUUUUUCCCUCAUCAAU